This is a messenger RNA of Orussus abietinus, 2634 nucleotides long. RefSeq names its product dihydrolipoyllysine-residue acetyltransferase component of pyruvate dehydrogenase complex-like. Gene Ontology annotation, molecular function: acyltransferase activity. NCBI's taxonomy places the organism in Eukaryota, Metazoa, Arthropoda, Insecta, Hymenoptera, Orussidae. Gene Ontology annotation, biological process: pyruvate decarboxylation to acetyl-CoA. The transcript has 11 exons. The coding region runs from base 377 to 2167 and encodes 596 amino acids. The record is from RefSeq and is a predicted model, not a curated record. Gene Ontology annotation, cellular component: mitochondrion; pyruvate dehydrogenase complex.
CCCCCCAAUUUAAUUUGAAAUAUUUCCCAGGAGUCGGACCAUUCGACACGGAGGUUACGCGGGAAGGAUCUCUUGCCAACCUGGAGUGGGCAAUCGAUCGUAAGGUCGUUCGAAUGUCACAGAGAAUAUUUAGGACAAUUGAUUCUGGGGGGAUUACUGUGCGAAUCGGAAUAUCCCACUGGAUUAAAAAGCACGCGUCUACUUUUGAAGAUCACGAGCGCGACGCAUGGUGUUUCGGCGGUUGAGGUGAUCGAGGAAUUUGAGAGAAUACAGGGGAAUACGAAUGGCGUCGGAUAGGUGACCUCGAGGCAGAGGACACGAUAGGUCAGUCGUCAAUGGCUGCGCGGGGCUCGAACAUCACUGAGCAUCACCGAAAAUGGCGCAAAUGGUGAGGUGUAGCAUUUCGUUGUUUUCGUUAAAACACGCGUGUCGACUUGAGCCACGAUUUUUCGCGAUUAAAAGGCACCAGAGGCGAUGGUUUCACAAAAGUUGGGUACUCGAUGUGGCAGGCAAGGAGUUGUCGAUGCCCUCGCUCUCGCCGACCAUGGAAGUGGGCACCAUCGUUAAAUGGCUGAAGAAGGAAGGUGACCCCAUCGAACCGGGGGAUGCGAUAGCUGAGAUUCAAACCGACAAAGCAGUGGUUACCAUGGAGUUUGACGACGAAAGCAUCUUGGCCAAAAUCCUUGUUCCAGAGGGUACGAAGGAUAUCAAAGUCGGCGAGCUAAUAGCUCUUACGGUAGAGCGUGGAGAGGAUUGGAAAUCUGUGGAAGUACCGCAAAAAGCAAAGGCAUCUUCGCAAGAAGAAUCCGUACCUUCUAUGAGAACAUCCGCUGCCAGUGAAGCAGUGGCAGUAAAAAAACAAUCGGAGCCACCACCACCUGGACAACAGAAUAUCUUGAUGCCUGCUCUUUCGCCAACUAUGACGGAUGGUGUCAUCGUUAAGUGGUUGAAGAAGGAAGGCGAAACGAUCGAACCUGGAGAUGCUCUGGCCGACAUUCAGACGGACAAGGCUGUGAUGACAUUUGAGAUAGACGACGAAGGAAUUCUCGCCAAGAUUCUCGUAUCGGAAGGAUCCAAGGUGAAAGUUGGGCAAUUGAUUGCUAUAACCAUGGAAAAAGGGUCGGAUCUCUCAAAGGUUGCGGUCCCUACCACGGUGGAAUCUUCCACGGAAGCAAGUUCUACUCUGCCUGCAGCACCAAAGACGGCAUACGAUGCAUCAUCGCCGAGCACUAGGUCUCCUAUGAGCGAACAAGUGUACGGUUUAGCGGUGAAGAGAUUAUUGGAAGAAUAUGAGCUAAGUUCAGGUUCCAUUAAAGGAACGGGUCGUCAUAGUCGCCUUCUUAAGAGCGACGUACUAGGUUAUAUACAAGCAAAUAAUGUACAAAAGGUUGACUUAAGUUCUGGAGCCAGUGCUAAAAAAAUUGCACAGUCCCCUGGUGCACAGAAAAAAGUACAAGACGAAGCCUCAUCCUAUGUAGAUAUCGAAGUGUCGAAUAUUAGAGCCGUGAUCGCAAAACGUCUUACGGAGUCCAAGAGAGAAAUUCCUCAUGCCUAUGCAACGAUCGACAUACGGAUAGACCGGAUCAACGAAAUACGUAAUAAACUGAAGAAAGAGAACACAAAGGUAUCGGUAAAUGAUUUCAUUGUAAAGGCCGUCGCUCAAGCACUCCUGGAAUGCCCCGACGUGAACACGCUGUAUCAAAAUGGCCAGAUAAUACGCGCGCCGAAAGUCGACGUCUCCGUGGCAGUGUCCACUCCGUCGGGCCUUAUUACCCCUAUAGUGUUCGAUGCCUCGAGUAAAAGCCUCUCCGAGAUCUCCCGAAUCGUCAGGGACCUAGCGGAGAGGGCCAGAGAUGGAAAACUGAAGCCACAAGAGUUCCAGGGCGGUACUUUCACAAUCUCAAAUCUCGGCAUGUUUGCUAUAAGGGAGUUCUCCGCUAUCAUCAAUCCUCCUCAAACUGCUAUUCUUGCGAUUGGAAGCGGUCGUUCGAUUCUAGAUGAUUCUCUGAAAAAGACGACGACCAUGUCCACGACUCUCUCGUAUGACAGGCGAGCAAUCGACGAGGACCAAGCUGCGGACUUUCUCGCAGUUUUACGUGCCGUUUUAGAGAAUCCGUCGACCCUGGCUGUCAAGAGAGCCCAAACACUUCGACGUUUAGAGGAUUGACGUGCUACGAGAUAGUAAUUUCUCUUUCAUUUCGUUCGGUCGAUAAUGCUCAGGGCACUGUUUUGUUUUUUCUUUUUUUUGUUCCUUUCAGAAAUGUGACGAUUAAUGACAUCGAUUACCGGGUCAUACGUCAGGACCACGUGCAAUUGCCAACUCAAUGACAGUUAUCGGUGGAGCCGAUGAUUGCACGCGAGAUAAUUAGGGAGAAAAAGAGAAUAAAAUAGGAACUGAUAAGAGGUGGCCGUUGAAAGGUAAACAUCUAAAUUGAAAUGACGAUAUGGUUCAAAGAAUCCUAGCGUGAUAGGACGGUUAGGACUUGAACUUGUACAGGGUGAAUUGUGCCAAUACUUGAUAAUUGAUUAUACUUAGAGGUGCAACGUCGUUAUCAAACAGACUAUCGUCCAGGAUCAAGGCAGCGUAGAUCAAUUUAUGGGAUUACCUUGUAAAUAAAGUAUUUAUUUCCCGUG